AUGGCCCUCGAUAACGCCGUUCUACGCCGCUUCUCAGUUAGCGUCAAGUUCUUCAAGUCAUCAUUAUGGUCCGAAGUACCCCAACACCCUGGUGACGAGGUCAGGCUUUUCAGAACGACAAGGAAGCGAGCGCGGUACGCAACACUUGGUCGUAGAUGGAGUGCCCAUGAGAGCUUCCUACUGAAAAAGUCCAAAGAAAUUGAUCUUCUCAGAGGCAUUGGAUGGGCUACAGUUCCAAAAACUUUCCAGCAUGCAAUGUGGCUGACUUGGGAACUUGGCAUCAAGCACGUCUGGAUCGACAACCUGUGCAUCGUGCAGGACGACCCAGAAGACUGGCACCGGGAAUUGGUGAAGAUGAAGGCCGUCUAUGGGCUGUCCUACAUCCACAUUGCAGCUCGUUAG
Colletotrichum orchidophilum is the source of this 402-nucleotide messenger RNA. RefSeq names its product HET domain-containing protein. The transcript has 2 exons. NCBI's taxonomy places the organism in Eukaryota, Fungi, Ascomycota, Sordariomycetes, Glomerellales, Glomerellaceae. The record is from RefSeq and is a predicted model, not a curated record. Bases 1 to 402 code for a protein of 133 amino acids.